AUGGGGUCAAUAGGUCUCGAAGAGAAGACGAGGGAUUACCUCACUCAUGGCGACCCAGAUGAGUUCAACCCGGAGCUUUGGAGUUCUGGGAGAUUGCCUGAUCGCCAGCCAGAGACCCAUCUCAAUGUACUCAUCGUCGGCGCAGGGCCAAGUGGACUGAUGACUGCGCUUGAAUGUUGGAGGAAAGGGCACAAUGUGGUUGGCAUUUUAGAAAGAAGCAAAGGCCCUGUAUACACAGGAGAUCUUGUCAUCAUAGCGCCGUCGGCGAUAACUGUCUUCAAGCAUUGGCCCGAUAUGCUCGAGGAUCUUGAGGCGGAUAAGCGUGAAAGCUCGCAGUACUACUACAAGCACACUGGAGAGCAUAUCCUGGGACCAACACGAUUCACGUUCAACGAACCUGACGUAGAAGCCGAGAUCAGGCGUGCCGGGAACCCAGUCCCUGGACCCAACCAGAUUCGAAAGCAAUUCUUUCGGACUUUGCUAAAGCAGGUAGCCCGGAUUGGUCUGAGGGUCGAAUAUGACACAACGGUUGCCGAGUACUUUGAGGUAGAGGCGGCCGGUGUGGCCGGUGUUGUUCUCUCCGGCAGCAGAGCCGUACGCGUCGCAGACCUGGUAGUCGCGGCUGAUGCAACGCGUACUCGCUCAGAUCUCCUCAUCCAUGGACGCCACCAACCAGCAAAAUCCAGUGGCAUGUCAGUCUAUCGCUGUUCAAUGCCCCCAGAAAUACCUCUUCAGGACCCUGCGUUCAGAGAGAGAUGGGGCGAAGCAAUUGAGAGAGGAGAAUCGUCACAUGAAUUCUGGCUUGGUCGCGGCAUGCAUCUCAAUAUGGCCAUAUCACCAAAGAUCGUGGCCUUUGGACUUACUCCGCGAGACAGCACGCAGAUGGAGGGCGGCGUUGCGCCUAUUGAAUCCUGGCAACCUGAUGUGGACCCGGAGCAAGUUUUAGAAGUACUUCGUCGCACACCAGGCUGGCCAGCUGCCGUCGAAAGUCUCAUCAAGUCCGCGCCCAAAGGUAGCGUAGUCCAUUGGCCUCUGAUGUGGCGCAAUCUCCAAGAGAGCUGGACAUCGCAAGGCGGCCUAGUUGUCCAAGUGGGCGAUGCUGCUCACAGCACUAUACCGGCGUCGGCAAGCGGUGCGACUUUGGCAUUGGAAGAUGCUGUCACCCUUGCUUCAUGCUUACAACUUUCGUGUAUCAACGGAGGCAAGCAAGGUGCCUCAUUAGGCGCUCGAGUGUACAAUAUGCUACGCUAUCAGCGCGUUGCUUGCUCGCAGAAGGCUGCAUUUGUCAAUUCGGAAAUUCUAGCCCGAGCCAACAUGGAGGAGAUUUCCAAAAAUCCGGAAAAGGCGAAGAUUCACUACCCGAAGUGGCUAUUCAUGCAUGAUCCGGAAAAGUAUGCGUACGACAACUAUGGCUCUGCUGUUGCCAACCUCUUGUCUGGCGCGCCGUUCCAGAACACCAAUAUUCCUCCGGGACACAAGUUCAGUGUCUGGACGAUGGAGGGCGUACUUGAAGAAUAUCGAAGCGGCAAGAAGGCAGCUGAUUUCCUUGAUGGCGAUUGGUCAUGAAGUCAGUGAGAAAGCAGAAAAAUACAGCCGCUUUUAACAGAUAAAUUGAAUCAGUUUGCUCAUAUGUGGAUAUUCUACGCAGUCUUUGAGGAGUGUACCACACUAGGCUUCUUGAUCUUGCAUCUGAUGCUAUGAAAGGCGUACACAACCAGAUCAGCGGCCUCUUAAACUUCUCUGAGCGACAGAGGUACUAUGGGUGCUCCCUUUACAGCAGCAUAAGACCAGAGAAGCGCUUGACGGAGAGGCAAUGCGAGUAGCUUCAUUGGUACGUACUCUGACGAGGACACACGCGUAUUGAAAACAGCUCGAUGCAAGUCUUGCUAGUCUUUCAGCCAUGUCUUUCCACAAGAAAGAACGAUCGUGCGGCUCGGAUAAUUGAGUCUGCCGUGAUGUGGUUCGGGCAAUUGCAAACAAGGAUCGACAUCAUGGCCGACACGUGGGAUGCACUGGGGAGACACGCGCCAUCUUCACGUUCGCAUGUGCAAAGCUCCAUGGAUGCAAAAUGUGGGCACAAGCUGAUAGAGCCGAA
Messenger RNA from Cercospora beticola, 2095 nucleotides. RefSeq names its product FAD-dependent monooxygenase. The record is from RefSeq and is a predicted model, not a curated record. Gene Ontology annotation, molecular function: monooxygenase activity; FAD binding. NCBI's taxonomy places the organism in Eukaryota, Fungi, Ascomycota, Dothideomycetes, Mycosphaerellales, Mycosphaerellaceae.